ACUGCCGAGAACGAAAAGAAAAUUUUCAGAUUGUUCAAUGACUGGAUUAGAACCUUUAUUUAUUGCAUUAUCCUUCGAUGUUGUGAAUUUCUUGAAAAAAAAAACGUCCAUUUCAAUCCUGCUUUGCCGGUUAACCCGGAUAAUCGAAACGCGUCUUAUUCUUGUUCUUCUUUUUGUGCUAUACUGUUGUUUUAGUUUUCCGUGGAUUGACGAAUUUUGCAAACAAACCCAUACGCCUUCUUUGUUACUUUCAAUGCUGUGAUCGCGCCCGGCAGAAUGGUAUUUCUUUGGACCAGUGGAGGAAAGCCCAUACACGUUAAAAUAGUUCACAAAUCGGACAGUGUACUGCAGCUCACGGUGGAAAAUGUAGAUGCACCUCGCGAAAGGCACACACUGCUGAUUCUGGAGCUUGGGACUCUGUUUUGCUUCGCAGUAUGUGUUUUCCUCUUCCGAUUGAACACACUGCACGCACUGUUUCUUCUACCCAUCGCCACUCUUGUAUACCUGUACAACAAUGUGAUAAAAUCGGAAAGUUUGGUGUUGGUAAAGGACUUUGCUAUGCAGUGUUCAACGACGUUCGCCAGCGGCAAUGUGCGCAAUGCACUCAUACCGAUAGAGUAUGUGCAAGAUAUUGUGAUCAACGAAGUAUUCUUUAACUUGAAAGUUAUUUUCGUACUACAAGUUCUCACCAAAGGGCACUUAUUUCGGAAGAAACCGGUGAUUACUCUACUACAGAAACUUAAACCAGGAUUACCAUGCUUAAAAGUUAUCUACCGCGAACUCCACUCCCUCCUCGAGCUGCAGGACUGUUGAUGAGCGCGCGUCUAUUGCCCUUUUGGGAACAACUUGUGCAGAACGUUUAGCAAGUUGUGAACUUCCUGGACAUCAGAUGCUGCAUUUGAAGCGGGAAAAAGCUGUUUCGGUAGCCGUUCUAUCUUCUUCAACUCCUGAACCGGCUGUUUUGGCACGCAGACAUCGGUUUCAAUCUAGAUUAAGCCAGAACCAAAGAGAACCAUCGUUAGGUACAACGAACCAUGUACAAUAAACCAACUUUAUGCACAACGUACAA
Anopheles stephensi (Asian malaria mosquito) is the source of this 1069-nucleotide messenger RNA. It is a transcript of the gene PIG-H, whose product is annotated as phosphatidylinositol N-acetylglucosaminyltransferase subunit H. Gene Ontology annotation, biological process: GPI anchor biosynthetic process. Bases 277 to 813 code for a protein of 178 amino acids. Gene Ontology annotation, cellular component: glycosylphosphatidylinositol-N-acetylglucosaminyltransferase (GPI-GnT) complex. The record is from RefSeq and is a predicted model, not a curated record. The transcript is spliced from 3 exons. NCBI's taxonomy places the organism in Eukaryota, Metazoa, Arthropoda, Insecta, Diptera, Culicidae.